UUUUGUGUUGGGGCAAAUACUCCCGACGACGCGAAAGUUUUAAAGGCGAGGUGGGCGGUGGGGUCACCGGGCGAGGCUGACCCCGGAGAGAAACGCGCCCCCCGAGAAGAGGGGUCGGAGACGCCGCCCGGGGAGGCAGUCUUCAGGGAUGAAAGCAGCGGCCGGUCCGAAUCCCGGGCUCUUCGCUUCAGGCCUGUUUCACCUUCCCGCUGCCGCAACGAGCCCGAGGGCGCACGAGGGGCCUCCAGGCCCGCCGCUGGCCAACUGGCUUUGAGCUACGGCUCGUCCCUAGCCUGCAAGCGGGGAUGGUGCGAAUCCCGCCCGGCUAAUCUCUGCGAAGCGGCGACACCUCGGCGGGCAGCCCGGCAGGAUUGAAGCUACAAGAUGGCUGACCAGGACCCUGGGGGCAUCAGCCCCCUCCAACAUAUGGUGGCCUCAGGCGCUGGGGCUGUGGUCACCUCCCUUUUCAUGACACCCCUGGAUGUGGUGAAGGUCCGCUUGCAAUCUCAGCGUCCUUCAGUGGCCAGUGAGCUGGUGUCUUCCUGUAGACUCUGGAGCCUCUCCUAUGCCAAAUUGCCCUCCUCUCUCCGAUCCACAGGGAAGUGUCUCCUGUACUGCAAUGGUGUCCUGGAGCCCCUGUACCUGUGCCCAAAUGGUUCCCGUUGUGCCACCUGGUUUCAGGACCCUACCCGCUUCACUGGCACCGUGGAUGCCUUCGUGAAGAUUGUGAGGCAUGAGGGCACCAGGACCCUGUGGAGCGGCCUCCCAGCCACCCUGGUGAUGACUGUGCCAGCUACCGCCAUCUACUUCACUGCCUACGACCAACUCAAGGCUUUUCUGUGUGGUCGAGCCCUGAUCUCUGACCUCUACGCACCCAUGGUGGCUGGUGCACUUGCCCGCUUGGGCACCGUGACUGUGAUCAGUCCCCUGGAGCUUAUGCGCACAAAGCUGCAGGCACAGCAUGUGUCCUACCGUGAGCUGGGUGCCUGCGUUCGAGCUGCAGUGGCUCAGGGCGGCUGGCGCUCACUGUGGCUGGGCUGGGGCCCCACUGCCCUUCGAGAUGUGCCCUUCUCAGCCCUGUACUGGUUCAACUAUGAGCUGGUGAAGAGCUGGCUGAGUGGGCCCAGGCCGAAGGACCAGACAUCCGUGGGCAUCAGCUUUGUGGCUGGUGGCAUCUCAGGGACGGUAGCUGCGGUGCUGACUUUACCCUUUGACGUGGUGAAGACCCAACGCCAGGUCGCACUGGGAGCGAUGGAGGCUGUGAGAGUGACGCCCCUGCACGUGGACUCCACCUGGCUGCUGCUGCGAAGGAUCCGGGCUGAGUCAGGCACCAGGGGACUCUUUGCAGGCUUCCUCCCCAGGAUCAUCAAGGCCGCCCCCUCUUGCGCCAUCAUGAUCAGCACUUACGAGUUUGGCAAAAGCUUCUUCCAGAGGCUCAACCAGGACCGGCCCCUGGGCCGUUGAAGAGGCGUGGAAACGAGGACUCCAUCUUUCCACGGAUGGGGCGAGCAGGAGGAGGAGACUGAGCCAAGUGCCUUUUCCUCAGCAUGGAGGGGAGGGACUGUUUCCCUUCCCUGCCGGCGACAAGCCCCGGGGGUAGGGCUGCCCUGGUGGCCGCCCAAGCCAUCCUCAGACACAGCUUUCUUCCCACUCUCCAACUUCAAGACCAAAUCUGCUAUCUGACCCCCACCCCCCUGCUUUGUGUUUCCCUUUGUGUUUGCUGUAGCUGGGCCUGUCCCCAGGAGCCCAGAAACCCUGGGCCUGGCUUAGUCUCCCCCACCCCUGUUAACUCCUUAAGUCUAAAGAUUAUGAACUUCUGCCUGA
Molecule: messenger RNA, 1824 nt
Organism: Lemur catta (Ring-tailed lemur)
Lineage: Eukaryota; Metazoa; Chordata; Mammalia; Primates; Lemuridae
Gene: SLC25A39
Product: solute carrier family 25 member 39
Exons: 13
Coding region: 385-1464 (359 amino acids)
Biological process (GO): mitochondrial transmembrane transport
Source: RefSeq, a predicted model, not a curated record